This is a messenger RNA of Thermothielavioides terrestris NRRL 8126, 2538 nucleotides long. RefSeq lists its product as uncharacterized. The transcript is spliced from 6 exons. The record is from RefSeq and is a predicted model, not a curated record. Bases 203 to 2440 code for a protein of 745 amino acids. Gene Ontology annotation, molecular function: RNA binding. Gene Ontology annotation, cellular component: nucleus. Lineage: Eukaryota; Fungi; Ascomycota; Sordariomycetes; Sordariales; Chaetomiaceae.
AUAAUUCGUUGACCGCGACUCGGCCAAGAGGGCGUGCCGGCGAAGACUGGAGCUGCCUGCACCAGGGUCUAUGCUUUCUGUGACCUGGAAGAGCAUGGCAUAGGCUUUUGCUAUCCUAACACUUGACAAUCUGGGCGCUUUCACCGUCGUGCAAGGCGCAUCGUCAAUCACUUGAUCAGCCACCGCCUACUCGUCGCCCAUCAUGGCUUCCAAUGUCGUAGCAGAGCUGGAAGCCGGCCUGCAGGCAAUGCUCUCUCUAAAGCCUCCUGGAGUAUCGGGCUCCCGGAUCAUGAAUAUCACGGCGCUUUGUGUCGCCAACGUCCAGUACGAAUCGGUCCUCAUCCAGAAGCUCUUCACGCACUUCAAAAAGACGCCCGGCACACACAAACUGGGAGUACUCUACGUCGUAGACUCUGUAACGAGGAAGUGGUUGGACCAGGCCAAGGCUCAAGGACAGACCCCCAGUCUUUCGGCGCCAGAUGGGACAUUCGCUGCAGGCGUGCAUAGAGUAACAGAACUGAUACCCAUUCUGAUGAACGACAUCAUCGCAACGGCCCCAGAAGAUCAAAAGGAUAAGCUGAGGAAGCUGGUUGAGAUCUGGGAGAAAGGCCACACAUUCCCGCCAUCCAUGGUCAAUUCGUUCAAGGAGAAGCUGAAUGCUCCUCGACCCAACGAGUCGACGACACCGCCCGGCAGCCCUCCUGCCAAUCCCCUCACCUCGCUCGGUUCUGACAGCAAGCCGGCAGCAGCACCGGCAAACCCUGCUGUUCCGAGCAUCUUGGACACGCUUGCAAGCAUUGCGCGUCAGAAUGCGUCGUCUGCGCAGAGUAAUUCCAGCCUGGCCGCCCCGGCUCCGGUCCCGGCUCCGGCUCCGGCUCCGGCUCCGGCCUCCACUCCAGCUGUUGCACCCGUGUUCGGUACCGCUGGUGGCCCUCCGCGUAGUGGCGCCAUGCAGCCAGCUGCGCUGCCCGUACAAUCACAGCCCACCAUGCCGUUUCUGCCGGCCUCUCAGCCGACUCCGCAGCCGGGCCAGCCUGUAAAUGUACCAGGACUGCCGUUUGCGUUCCCUCCUCCGCCAGUGCCGCCCUCUCAGGCAGCUCCUCCGGCGGCGCCAGUUGCUCCGGGCGCUGCCCCGCCGCCGCCGGGUGGCUCAAGUAAUCCGACCGCUGCCGCGGUGCAGCUCGUUGCUGCGCUCGCGGCCCAGGGUAUCCCCAUUGACAAGAUCGCCAGCGUAAUCCAGAUGAUGGGUCAGACCGGCGCCAUGCCCCCGGCGGCUCCGCCUCAAUUGCCCCAGAUGCCCCAGCCCACGCAGACUGGCUACGCAGCGCCUCCGCCGCCUGUGCCCGCGCCCGCGCCUGCGCCGUGGGAUGCUCCCCGACCUGAUGAUGCGCGUGAUCGCUCGGGCUAUCAUGAUGGUAUCAGGUCGCCAAACCGACCGCGCGGCCGAUCCCGGUCCCGGUCCCCUCCGCGUUGGGAUGGUCGUGGCUCUCCCAGGCCCCGUGCGAAUGAGCGUGGCUUUGACUAUGGACGUCCCGGAUCACCUGGACGUGGCCGUCCCGAGGACAGGGACCGGCGCGGACAGAUGUCCGAUUACCGCCAGCGGUCGCCCCGUGGACGCCGGCCUGAGAGCCCGGCCCGCGAACCCUUCCAGCAAGAGAAGUGGGUCGAGUAUGACAGUAGCUUACCCAACGGCUGCAUCAAGGUCUACAGCCGGACUCUGUUUGUGGGCGGUGUAACUUGCUCCGAAAAUGAACUCCGCGACAUCUUCAACCGCUUUGGCCAGGUCCAGACCUGCAUCGUGAACAAGGAGAAGAGACAUGCCUUUGUCAAGAUGUACUACCGCAAGGAUGCCGAGAGAGCAAAGACGGCCAUGGAAGACGCUCGUACGCAGGACUACCAACUUCGGACAAGAUGGGGCGUCGGCUUCGGCCCGCGCGAUUGCAGCGACUACCAGAGCGGCAUCAGCGUCAUCCCCAUCCACAAGCUGACCGAGGCUGACCGCAAGUGGAUGCUGACCGCCCCCUUCGGCGGCUCCGGCGGCCGCCCCAUUGUCACCGGCCUGUGCGUCGAGGAGCCCGACAUCGAGAUCGGCGCCGGCGUCUCCUCCAAGGCCAUCAGCCGCCGCAUGCAGACCGACAAGGGCGGCAACCACGGCCCCAAGUCCAGCCGGCGCGCCGAGGACGAGCCCGCGUUCGGCCAUGGUCCCGGCGGACGGUGGCGGCACGGGAGAGACAAACACCACGGCAGCGGCGGUGGAGGCGGGGGCCGCGAUCAGAGGAGGGGCGGCGGUGGUGGUGGUGCUGGCGACGACCGGGCGGACAAAGCCGCUAACAACGACGAGCCGAUCGUCGUGGGCCUGCCGGCCGGCAUCACCAUGGGCCCCAAUGGUAUCACUUACCCGCCGAAUUUCACGUUCGGCACGGCGGCGUCGAAUCAGUAGGCACUUUACGAUGAUGCGCAUGAGCGCGGUGCGUCUCCGUGAUGCGCUGGGGCCCACCGGGGACAGGCCCCUGGCCGCUUCCGAGGGUCGGUAUCAGC